UAAACAGAGUUGUUGUGGGGAAUGAACCUUAUCCGUUGUAUUUGUCGAUGAUCGACGAAAUUUCUUACAUUCAAUAUACUCGUUUUCCAAAGAUAUCUCGAAACUGAAGGAAUUGGAAUAGUAGUAGUAUGAGAGAUGGAUCAGGAAACGAAGCGGAUAAGCAAAAAACCAUCAAGAUCGAUCAUCAUCACUCUCAAAGAUAUUCCUCCUCUCGAUCCAUCUUCUAUCCCCUCUCUGAAACCAAUGGGGCAAGAUAAUAAUAAUGACGAAGAAGAAGACAAUGCUAUUUCUUCCGUCUCUAACAUUCAGAUUGAUCCUAACAGCACAAGAAGCAUUACACAAGAGAAUAAACUUGUUCCUAAACCAGAAGAAGACACCACCACCAAACCCAAUUCUAAAGGUGAUGAAUCUAAGAGAGGGUCAGCAAAAUCGGUUUUACACGAAAUAUGUGCUUCCAAGCGUUGGAGACCUCCGGUUUAUGAAUGCUGCAAAGUCGAUGGACCUUGCCAUUUGAGAUUAUUUACAUACAAAGUUGUGGUUGAGAUUAUAGAGUCUUCAGGGAAAACUGUUUUGGAGUGUUUUGGGGAUCCCAGACGCAACAAGAAAGCUGCUGCGGAGCAUGCAGCGGAAGGAGCGCUUUGGUAUCUUGAGCAUGUGAAGGCCAAACCAGAAGACAAAGCCGCAUAUCAUUUAGUCAAGAGGAAGUAACUGGAGAGUUUAGUAAAUCCAUUUAUACUUCUGAUGAUUCAUUAUAGCUCUUUGGGUUGUAACAGUUUUGAUCUGUAUCAGAAUGUGCUGUGGGUAAAUGGUUAAUGAUUAUAAUUUCUCUAACUUAGUAAGGAGUCCUUUAUCUUUUAUGUUUAUUAGACACUGGAUUGAAAAAGUGAUAUGUAUUUUUUCAGUUAAUUAUUGAUGUAUAUAGAGCUCAAGUCUUGGUUGUGAGACUCAGA
Molecule: messenger RNA, 950 nt
Organism: Arabidopsis lyrata subsp. lyrata
Lineage: Eukaryota; Viridiplantae; Streptophyta; Magnoliopsida; Brassicales; Brassicaceae
Product: ribonuclease 3-like protein 1
Exons: 4
Coding region: 136-708 (190 amino acids)
Source: RefSeq, a predicted model, not a curated record